AUGGCCCCAUUACUGGGCCAUGAUGCGCCCUUACCUUCCCGACGAAAUGGCCACGAGAUGACACCUUCAAAGAACGUUCUCUAUGUCGACGCGUACGACUCUUUCUCCUACAAUGUUGUCGCCAUGCUUGAGGAAGUGUUGGAUGUGAAAGUCACGAUCAUGCAUAUUGACUCAACAUGGCCAGAUGGGAACGCUGCUGAGUUUCUUAAACAUUUCGAAGCCGUUGUUCUUGGGCCGGGCCCCGGUGAUCCACAUAUACCGGAUGAUGUGGGAAUUAUGGAGGAUAUCUGGAGUCUGAGCGCCGCAGAUGUGCUUCCAGUCCUCGGAAUCUGUCUCGGUUUUCAGAGCUUAUGCCUUCGUCACGGUGUUCCCAUUCACCGGCUACCGUAUCCGCUCCAUGGCCAAGUUCGCAGGGUUCAAACUUCCGAUGAAGAUAUAUUCGAUGGCGUACCAGAUCUGGAGGUCACACUGUACCACUCUUUAUACGCCCAGCUAGACAUAGUCCAGAACGACCGCAGCGAUAAAAGAUCAGACAUAUUCGCAGCACAAGAGCUUGAUGUUCUGGCAUGGCUACCCUUGGAGGAACAGGUCUCUACCGAUUCGAUUCAGCUGACCCAACUUCCAAUGGCUGUCCGCCAUAAGAAUAGACCCUUCUGGGGUGUUCAGUUUCAUCCAGAAUCCUGCAAGUCGGACAGGGAAGCAUGCAGACAAAUGCUGAGGAAAUGGUGGGAGAUGACUCUCUACUACAACAAAACGAGUGGACGGGGCAGUUUCCCGAAAGUGAUAAGCACCUGCCUCCAAGAAUCGGAUGAUAUAGCUUCUUUACCGAACAUUGUGCAUACCAUGUCGACCUGGUGCACAUCUACUUCAAGAUCUUCCUCCUUCCGACAGUUCUACGCUAAACCGCUGGAUUCGGCAUUAAUCUGCGAGACUCUUAAUAGUCCCGGUUCUCCGACGGUGUUGUUCAAAUCCAACGGCCGACACAGCAUCAUAUCCGUGCUUAGUCCUGGCAGCUGGAGGUUAGAGUUCUUCGCGCAGACUGAAAGGCUCUUUUUGGAGAAUCUUCAUUGCGAGGAUACCUUAGAAGGGCAUUCUGUGAUUAACACGCCCUUGUCGACCAGCCAAUUUUGGGAUGUCCUUCGGUACUUGAUGGACCUGAAGAAGGUUGAAUCAGGCAGUCGGGAUGUCCCGUUUUGGGCAGGAUUCCUCGGGUACUUUUCAUAUGAAAUGGGGCUCGCUUGCCUUCCUCACCCAAAAGACCACAGUCACAACAUCUCGGUAGAGGAUUCGGAAGAUCCAGUGGAUGCGAGUCUACUUUGGACCGAACGAAGCGUGGUCCUCGACCAUGAGUCUGGUCGUGUUACUGUACAAUCUACCCGGGAAGCUGAUAAUCAGCCGGCCGGAUGGCUUGAUGAAACAAUGCGACUUCUACAAGAUAUAUCAUCUCAUCCUGCCGCCGACAAUGUCGACAGUAUUACAACUAAUACAGUAGCCCUGGAUUCUAUACUCAGUCGAUCCGCGGCACAAUUUCCCGGUGAACAACGCUACAAAGAACAGUUUGAUGCUUGUACCGCCGAACUGCACGCCGGUGAAUCAUACGAACUGUGCCUUACUUGUGAAACAGUAAUCACAGUGCCUUUCUCUGAACCAGAUUGUGAUAGCAUGAACUUCCCUUGGCUGUUGUAUAAGCGCCUUCAAAAGUACAAUCCCGCGUCGUUCAGUGCUUAUGCAAAAUUAGGAAAAGUUAAAGUUCUAAGCAGCAGCCCUGAAUGCUUCCUCAAUUGGGACCGGGAGUCUCUUCUCGAAAUGAAACCCAUGAAAGGUACCGUGAGGAAAACGGACAAUAUGACGCUUGGAAUGGCCCAAAAGAUUCUCAGCUCGACCAAGGAAACCGCUGAAAACCUCAUGAUUGCAGAUCUUAUUCGGCAUGAUCUCUAUGGUAUCUGUGGUUCAGGUGGCGUAUAUGUCGAAAAGCUUCUCGAGGUCGAGGAUUAUGGGCAUGUGUAUUCGAUGAUCACACAUGUCAAAGGCCAGGUUGAUCCGACUCGGCCUGGGUUCGCUGCACGGGACAUUCCAGAACUGCUGUCAGCGAAUAUGUCAGCAUACGGGCUUACGGCUCUGCAGAGAUGCCUUCCACCAGGCUCUAUGACUGGUGCCCCGAAGGAACGUUCUUGCAUGCAUCUUUCCUCUAUCGAGUCUCGUAGGCGCGGAGUGUACUCUGGUGUCAUGGGAUUCCUGGAUCUUGGGGGAGGUGGCAGCUUCUCAGUACUUAUCCGCACGGCAUUCAGCUCAUCCAUCGAUAACGCUCGCGAACAAAAAUGGCGAAUUGGAGCUGGUGGAGCUGUCACGAUCUUAAGCACAGCCCAAGGCGAGUGGGAUGAGAUGUUGACAAAGCUAAACACGGUCUAUACCGUCUUUAAGCCGUCUACUUCAAUAGUCACCAGCUAA
This is a messenger RNA of Aspergillus niger, 2448 nucleotides long. RefSeq lists its product as uncharacterized. Gene Ontology annotation, biological process: L-tryptophan biosynthetic process. The transcript has a single exon. Bases 1 to 2448 code for a protein of 815 amino acids. Lineage: Eukaryota; Fungi; Ascomycota; Eurotiomycetes; Eurotiales; Aspergillaceae. The record is from RefSeq and is a predicted model, not a curated record.